Molecule: messenger RNA, 975 nt
Organism: Exophiala bonariae
Lineage: Eukaryota; Fungi; Ascomycota; Eurotiomycetes; Chaetothyriales; Herpotrichiellaceae
Exons: 2
Coding region: 1-975 (324 amino acids)
Biological process (GO): maturation of 5.8S rRNA; maturation of LSU-rRNA
Cellular component (GO): nucleolus; preribosome, large subunit precursor
Source: RefSeq, a predicted model, not a curated record
AUGUCUUCAGACGAAAUAGUAUGGCAGGUCAUUAACCAGCAGUUCUGUUCCUUCAAGCUCAAGCUCAAUACAAAACAGCAGACCUUCUGCAGGAAUGAAUACAACUUGACAGGGUUCUGCAAUCGACAAUCGUGUCCGCUUGCCAACUCUCGAUAUGCGACGAUACGACCGGAUCCUGAGACAGGAGCACUGUGUCUCUACAUUAAAAGCCCGGAACGAACACAUCUGCCUUCAAAAUGGUGGGAAAAGAUCCGAUUGCCAAACAACUAUGAAAAAGCACUGGCGCAGAUCGAUGAAAAACUGAUCUACUGGCCAAAAUUCUACAUCCACAAGUGCAAGCAGCGGCUCACGAGGCUGACGCAGGUGGCCAUCCGACAGCGGCGACUGGCCAAGGAAGAGGAAAGGUUGGGAGAGAAACUGGUACCGAAGCUCGCGCCAAAAAUCAGACGCAGAGAAGAGACAAGAGAGCGCAAGGCCGAGAGCGCUGCGAAGGUCGAACGGGCCAUCGAGCGAGAAUUGAUCGAUCGAUUGAGAAGUGGCGCAUACGGUGACAGACCUAUCAACGUCGAAGAAAAUGUAUGGAAGAAGGUGUUACGGGGCCUGGAGCGGGCUGAGAAGGGAGAAGACCUUGCCGAUGAGGAGGAAGAAUUGGAAGAAGAUCUCGAAGCUGAAGUCGAAUAUGUCUCCGACUUUGAAGAGAGCGAGGGUGAAGAAGAACAUGAGAUGGAGGAUUUUGAUGACUGGCUUGGUGGUGAGAGUGCCGAUGAAGAGGAUGAUGGGUCGGAUGCAUCCGACAGCGAUGAAGAUUCAGAAGACAGCGAUCAAGGCAGCCAAGAUGAGGAUGAGGAUGGGGAAGCUGCACCCGGCGGGAAGAGGAAACGCGCUGCAGCGCCACCGAAGCCUCGCAAGAAACCUGGUCGGGUUGAGAUUGAAUACGAGACCGAACUACCGCCAAGAGAGCUCACGGUUGCUUAA